Molecule: messenger RNA, 1749 nt
Organism: Nestor notabilis (Kea)
Lineage: Eukaryota; Metazoa; Chordata; Aves; Psittaciformes; Psittacidae
Gene: BCO2
Product: beta-carotene oxygenase 2
Exons: 12
Coding region: 1-1749 (582 amino acids)
Biological process (GO): carotene catabolic process; retinal metabolic process
Cellular component (GO): mitochondrion
Molecular function (GO): beta-carotene 15,15'-dioxygenase activity; carotenoid dioxygenase activity
Source: RefSeq, a predicted model, not a curated record
AUGCCUUCUUCUGAGUGGAAUAUGUUUUCCAAAAUCCUUUUGUCUGCCACCAGCCUCCUGCUUGCUAUAUUGCGUCAUUUCCUUUGCUCUCUGAUGCAAUUCAUUCCAGGUUUAAAGAAUUUCCUACCCAGCCCAUCAAAAGAGGAAAUCACCUUCCACAGCCCCAAGGGUUUGCAAUGCAUCUCACCCUUAAUGCAGACAGUAGAGGAGACCCUUCAACCCAUCCCAGCAAAGAUUAAAGGACAUAUUCCCAAAUGGAUAAACGGCAAUCUUCUGAGGAAUGGUCCUGGAAAGUUUGAGUUUGGCGAGGACAAAUUUAACCAUUGGUUUGAUGGCAUGGCCCUGUUGCAUCAAUUCCAGUUGGAAAAUGGCACAGUGACAUAUCGGAGCAAGUUUCUGCAGAGCACUUCCUACCUGACUAACAGCCAGCAUAACCGCAUCAUGGUCUCAGAAUUUGGGACGCUGGCAAUGCCAGACCCAUGCAAGAGUGUCUUUGGGCGCUUCAUGUCACGCUUUGAGAUGCCACAGCCAAGUGACAAUGCCAGUGUGAACUACGUUGUGUAUAAAGGAGACUAUUAUGCCAGCAGUGAGAACAUCUUCAUGUACAAAGUGGACCCGGAAACACUUGAAACAAAGGAAAAGGUAGACUGGAGCAAAUUUGUUGCAGUGAAUGGGGCCACUGCUCAUCCUCAUUAUGAGUCUGAUGGGACAACAUACAACAUGGGCAAUUCGUAUGGGAAACAUGGGUCUAGGUAUAACAUCAUUCAGGUCCCUCCACAGAAGUCAAACUGUAGUGACACGUUAGAAGGAGCGAAAGUACUGUGCUCCAUUGCUCCAAUGGAUAGGAUGAAACCCUCCUACUAUCACAGCUUUGGAAUGAGUGAAAACUACAUCAUUUUCAUUGAGCAACCCAUCAAGCUGAAUCUGUUGCAGAUUAUCACUUCCAAACUCCGUGGGAAAGCCAUUUCUGAAGGGAUAAGCUGGGAGCCUGAGUACAAUACUUGCUUCCACGUGGUGAAUAAGCACACUGGAGAGGUGCUCCCAGGACAGUGGUACAGUAAGCCCUUUGCUUCUUUCCAUCAAAUCAAUGCCUUUGAAGAUCAUGGCUGUGUGGUCCUUGAUCUGUGCUGCCAGGAUGAUGGAACAACUCUAAGUACUUACAAACUUCAGAACCUGCGGAGGAGUGGAGAAGCUCUAGAUCAGAUUUAUGACUCAAUAUCCCGAGCUUUCCCUCGUCGCUUUGUUCUCCCACUGAAUGUGAAUUCAGACACACCCGUGGGGAAGAAUCUGAACCCACUGUCUUAUACAUUGGCAAGGGCUGUGAAAGAUGCAGAUGGCAAGGUCUGGUGCACACAUGAAAAUCUCUACCCUGAGGGCUUUGAAAAGGUUGGGGGCUUGGAGUUCCCCCAGAUCAACUACUCUAAGUACAAUGGUAGGAGGUACCGUUACUUCUAUGGAUGUGGUUUUCGGCAUUUGGUUGGAGAUUCCUUGAUCAAAAUUGAUGUGGAGACCAAGAAUUUCAAGAUUUGGCAGGAGGAUGGAUCCUACCCAUCAGAGCCUGUGUUUGUGCCAGUGCCUAAUGCCACAGCAGAAGACAGUGGAGUCAUCUUGUCUGUUGUGGUCUCCCCAGCUGAGAGCUGCAGUGCUUUCCUGCUUGUCUUGGAUGCAGAAACCUUCCGAGAACUGGGGCGAGCAGAAGUUGCAGUGCCAAUGCCUUAUGGAUUCCAUGGUGUCUUUACUUCUCACUGA